Molecule: messenger RNA, 2845 nt
Organism: Centropristis striata (black sea bass)
Lineage: Eukaryota; Metazoa; Chordata; Actinopteri; Perciformes; Serranidae
Product: WD repeat domain phosphoinositide-interacting protein 1-like
Exons: 12
Coding region: 545-1885 (446 amino acids)
Biological process (GO): nucleophagy; protein localization to phagophore assembly site; protein lipidation
Cellular component (GO): extrinsic component of membrane; phagophore assembly site membrane; cytosol
Molecular function (GO): protein binding; phosphatidylinositol-3-phosphate binding; phosphatidylinositol-3,5-bisphosphate binding
Source: RefSeq, a predicted model, not a curated record
UAUUUUAGCCAAUGAAAUCAUCAAAACAAUUCCUGUUACAAGACUGAAAGUAUAAUUGGCCAAUCAGCCGUAUUCCACACAAGGGGUGGGGCUUACGUGAUUGGCAGCUGUGAUGUCAAAUCAGUUAGAAGCUUUAAACAGCUCGACCAAUAGAAACACCGAAAAGGAGGGUUUGACACGUUGCCACCAGCCAAUCGGGAUGCACCUCAGAGUGACGCAUCCACCCAUCAGCUGUUUUUGUUUUGCUGUGUGAAUAUUGGAAGUUAAUAACAUAAUAACAACAGUGUCGACUUACUCAAGUCAAACCGCUCAUACAGGAGGUGUUACCGUUGAUCUUGUACCCUGUUCAGAUUCGGGAUAGUUCUCUCGCUGUGUGAUGUGUGCCAUCUGAGCCAGUCUCCCGGACAUUCAGCUCCCUGAAGAGUGUGAGCGUGGCGCUUGGAGUCGGGGGGCAGAGGAGGGGAAGCGGGUUCCGGCGGGGAUCAACCCGAGCCCAAGGCCUGCGACCUCGGCCAGCGAGAGGAGAGGGAAUUUGGCGGCUCGGAUGGAGUCCCAGGAGCCCCAGGACGUGCCGGACGGCCCAGGAGUGUACCGAGCCUUCAUCUGUGCCUCGUUUAACCAGGACACCACUUCUCUGUCAGUGGGCACCAAAACUGGCUACCGGCUCUUCUCAGUCACUGCUGUGGACAAACUGGACUGCAUCCACGAGGGAGUAGAGUGUCCAGAUGUGUAUAUAGUGGAGCGACUGUUCUCCAGUAGCUUGGUAGUGGUGGUCAGUCUGUCCAUGCCACGGCGAAUGAACGUCUACCACUUCAAGAAAGGUACAGAGAUUUGUAACUACAGCUACUCCAAUAACAUCCUCUCCGUCAGGCUCAACAGACAGCGGCUGGUGGUGUGCCUGGAGGAGUCGAUCUAUAUCCACAACAUCAAAGACAUGAAACUACUCAAAACUCUGCUUAACACACCCACCAACCCCACAGGUCUUUGCGCUCUCUCCGUCAACCACAGUAACUCCUACCUUGCGUACCCUGGCAGCGCCACCAUUGGAGAGAUCACCGUCUAUGAUGCCAACAACCUGAGCACUCUGACGCUGAUCCAAGCCCAUGACAGUCCCUUGGCAGCCCUCACCUUCAAUGCCUCUGGUACCAAACUGGCCAGUGCUUCAGAGAAGGGCACCGUUAUCAGAGUCUUCAGCGUUCCUGAAGGACAGAGACUGUUUGAAUUCCGCAGAGGGAUGAAAAGAUAUGUUAGCAUCAGUUCAUUGUCCUUCAGCGCGGACGGCCAGUUCCUGUGUGCCUCCAGCAACACUGAGACAGUCCAUAUCUUUAAACUGGAGCAGCACAGCCCAAGUCAAGAUGAGGAGUCUCCCACAUGGUCAGCAUAUGUGGGUAAAAUGUUCACAGCAGCCAGCACCUACCUGCCCAGCCAGGUGUCCGACAUGAUGCAUCAGGACAGAGCGUUCGCCACAGUGCGGCUCAACAUGUUCGGCCUGAAGAACAUCUGCGCCCUGGCUACGAUUCAGAAGCUCCCUCGCCUGCUGGUGGCAUCCUCAGACGGAUUUCUCUACAUCUAUAAUGUGGAUCCCCAGGAUGGAGGCGAAUGCGUCCUGGUCCAAAAACAUAGGCUGUUUGACUCCAGUGAGGAUCAGGUGGAAGAGAAGGAAGAGGAGAAUCCAGAGGAUGUUUCUCCCCAGCCAGCCAGCCAAUCAUACGCUGCCACUGUAGCCCUUCCUUCAACCCCGCCCUCCUCCACCACUCUCAUGGGUUACUCUGAGGAUGGUGGAGCCCAGAAGGGUGAGGUCAUCCCAGAGCAUGAGUUCGCCGAGGGGCCUGUCUGUCUGGAUGACGAGAACGAGUUCCCUCCAGUCGGCAACCAGAGUAACUGACCAAACCCCCUCUCAUGAAACACCCAAUCCCUGCAUAACAAUCAGACUGUUUCAAGCAGGGAAGGUGGACAAAAUAUUCCUGUGUUGAGACAUUGUGGCACCCCCACCUUUCCACAUGUACCCCUGCUGGCCUAGGGUCAAAUCUUGCCAGAAUGUUACUUCCUGGUGUUUCUGUAUUCUGCGUCCCUCUCAUUUUUUCUAACGAAUGAGGAUGAAAAAAAGAACGGAAGGUCCACUCAUCCUUAAACACAUUCACAACAUGUUAGCUAACUCCCAUGUUACGUCAUUAACAACAGCGUUAAACCUUUUUUUUUUUAAAUGAGGAAAUCCUGACAACACAGUGACAUUAUUGUUGCACAUUAUUAUCGUGGUAGCAAUCAUGAACAUUUGACUGAUCUGGUGAGUAGACUGAAUAUACCAAAGUAUUAGAGACAACCGUUGGGCCUGGGCUGCAGCCAAAAUAGAGUAACCAGGGGCCACAUUCACAAAAAUGCUCUUUUAGCAGCUUCUAAACUAGCCAAGUGCAAUCAUAAAAAAAUACUUGAAUAUAAUCCAAAAUGAGUCAACUCUGUUGAGAUCAUUGGUCAUGUUUUCUGUCUAAAAUUAGCAUCUGAAAAGUGUAGAAGCCCAGAGAAGCAAGUGAGAUGAAAACGGUAAUACAUUUUCUGAGAAAUUAAUUUCUGUCCUGUCUUUACAGAUAAAACAAAUGGUCUUUGUGCCAGGAUUAGUUUUUCAAAAAUUUUUCCAUCUGUGAAAACGUGGGAAAAAAGAGGUUUUGGCAGGCAAAAAAACACCGAAGUUUUGUCGGGUGUUUGUUUUUGUAGUACUAAUUUUGGCCACAAGAGGCUGAAUUGCACCACUACCACCAUGUUUUAAACAGGACUUAAAGCAUUCAUGUUUUUUUUUUUUUUUUAAUUUCUCCGUACACUCUAAACACAAGGUACAUUUUUUCCCUCUGUG